Xiphophorus couchianus (Monterrey platyfish) is the source of this 2136-nucleotide messenger RNA. RefSeq names its product ETS transcription factor ELK3 (gene elk3). Gene Ontology annotation, molecular function: sequence-specific DNA binding; DNA-binding transcription factor activity, RNA polymerase II-specific. Bases 243 to 1373 code for a protein of 376 amino acids. The record is from RefSeq and is a predicted model, not a curated record. The transcript has 5 exons. Gene Ontology annotation, cellular component: nucleus. NCBI's taxonomy places the organism in Eukaryota, Metazoa, Chordata, Actinopteri, Cyprinodontiformes, Poeciliidae. Gene Ontology annotation, biological process: regulation of transcription by RNA polymerase II; cell differentiation.
CCGUCUGCGCGUCCCGACUUCCUGCUCUGAGGCAGGAGAGAGAAAAGCUGCGGAUCCGCUUUCAGACAGCGGGGCAGCAGCAGCAGCAGCAGCAGCAGCAUGGAGCCCCGACACAACACACACACUCUGCUUUAAGAGCCAAACUCCCACGACACGCGCGGACAGACGCACAGAGAGAGAGAGAGAGAGAGGAGCAGCGGCCGUUCACAGCUGGUAGCAGAACCCCCGGUGUCUGUGUCGUCAUGGAGAGCUCCAUCACCCUCUGGCAGUUCCUGCUCCAGCUGCUGCUCGACCAGAGCCACAAACAUCUCAUCUGCUGGACGUCCAACGAUGGAGAGUUCAAACUGCUCAAGUCCGAGGAGGUGGCCAAACUGUGGGGGCUGCGAAAGAACAAGACCAACAUGAACUACGACAAGCUGAGCAGGGCGCUGCGCUACUACUACGACAAAAACAUCAUCAAGAAGGUGAUUGGUCAAAAGUUUGUCUACAAGUUUGUCUCGUUCCCUGAGAUUCUGAAGAUGGACCCUGCAGUUGUGGAGUCGGGUCGCAGUGGCGAGGAGGUUGGGGGGACGACGUCAGAACCUGAAGCUGAAGAGGAGGAUCGAACUGACAGAAACCAGUAUCGCCACUCCAACUUAUACUCCUCCUUCACCAUCAGCUCCCUGCAGCACGCUUUAGACCAGCAGCGGCCAAUCAAACAAGAGCCCAGAUGCGAGGAAAGCUCCUCCGUCAUCCGGUUCGUAACCAACGGCGGCCACUCGUCCCUUCCUCCAACACCGCCUCCAUCCAUGACAGACAGCCCAAAUUCCUCCGUGCUGUCCCCUCGGUUGGCCAUCUCUUCGUCCCCAUCCCAAAGCCCCGCCCACAUACGGGCAAGGGGGCAGAGCCUUAGCGCUGAUACUGAAGAUGUCGAAUUUAGCGCUCAACCUUUAAACUUGUCAUCUGGUCAGAGGGAAAGAGAGAAGCUACGGUGCACACGAACAUCAGAGAGGAGGGGGUUGGCCAACAGUAACCCUUCAAAAGGCAGAAAACCCAAAGGUUUGGAAAUCUCUGCUUCUCCUCUUCUCCUGACAGGAAGUGACCUCGUCUCCAUUGCCCUCAACAGCCCGGCGCUGCCCUCUGGGUCUCUUACCCCCGCCUUUUUGACCACACAGACUCCAUCUGGUCUGUUGCUAACUCCCAGUCCUUUGCUGUCCAACAUCCAUUUCUGGUCCGGUCUGAGUCCAGUGGGACCUCUGAGCCCAGCCCAACUGCAGAGCCAUGCCCAACUCUUCCAGUUCCCCACACUGAUGAAUGGAGCCAUUCCCAUUCCUCCUUCCAACAUGGACACGCCCUCUCCUCUGCUGCUCACGUCCAGCUCCCACAAGUCCUGAUGCCAGCAGGAAGCUGGUUCCAGAGGGGAUGAGGACGGUCAGACCAUCAUCAUCAAGGAGCAGACCAUCCUUAAGCUUGGAUGAAGUUCAACCUGACUGAGCAUACUUACAGCUGAGACUUCUACCUUCAUUCCAGAAGAAACUGGAGCUCCACUCUGAGGAUUUGCUCUCUAAGAAGAGCAUAGUUUGGUUUGUAUGUUUACUUCAGGGUCCCCACCGUACUUGUGGUAAAACAUCUGACAUGGCGUCAGAGUGUUCCGUGUCUCUCAUCUCGUUUGAUUGCCAGUCUCUGCCCAAAUGUAGUUAAACCUCAGCAGAACACAAGUUUUUUUUUUUGCCAUCUUCUGUAGCCGUCGUGCGUAACUCUUGGACAAUGUGUGAAAUAAAAGGAGGAAGCAGUAGAGUUUAGAAGUAACUCUGCUGUGAAAACUUUUCCCAGCCUUCCAAGACUAAAUACAACCCGAGUUCCCACGUCUAGACAGCACAUUAAGGCUUAUGCUUUUUUCUGUAUUCAAAAAGUUUUAAAUGAUCAAGUAAGUUAUCAAAAUGUGUUUGAUAGCUUAAAGUUUAUCAUCACUAACAGGAACAAUAGGUGCUAGUGGAUAUUAUUAUUUUUGAGGAAGUUGAUGUUUUCCCACCUUUUUGUAAUCUUAAAGCUAAGCUAAUUACUUUCUUGUACCUUACAUUCAGAAAUAAGUUGUUUUUUGCUCAAAAAAGGUUAAUGGUUCCAACAAAAAACAAAAGAAAAACACUUAAACAAGUU